This is a messenger RNA of Thrips palmi, 725 nucleotides long. RefSeq lists its product as uncharacterized. Lineage: Eukaryota; Metazoa; Arthropoda; Insecta; Thysanoptera; Thripidae. The coding region runs from base 166 to 687 and encodes 173 amino acids. The record is from RefSeq and is a predicted model, not a curated record. The transcript is spliced from 4 exons.
UGAAACAUGACAACUGGUAAACAAACGAAUGCCAAUAUUCAAACAGAACACCAACAUAACCCCGAACGGAACGGAACGGGUGCCGAAAAGUCUUUACGCUCUUGAUCAAGCAAUUCCCCUAUGUUCGGCGUGUAUUCUGUUGUAGUUUUCAUUACGUAACAGACAAUGUCAUCAUCUGAAGAAAAAACAACAAGCCCACCCGCCAGGAGACGGCGUUCGAGCAUUCUCAGAAGGAAGUCUGUUAUUCCUAUUGCUGAAGAGCAUACUUAUGAGCUCGCGUUAAGAGAGUACAUAUCUGAUACAAAAAGGGAAAAGUCGGAAUGGGAUGAUUUAUAUCGUCAGCGGAAGUCUCAAUUUAAAAUUUCAGAAGAUGCGUUGGCUCAGGUUACUGCUGAGCCACCAACAAUCACCCCUGAUGUUGUUCAACAAGAUCUUACUGAGGAUGAUAUAAUUCAUUUCCAACAACGACCAGAUUAUGAAAAACUUUGCAAUGAUAUGGACAGAUUUGUAGAAACAGCAGCAAUGAUCAAAGCGAAAUUGAAGGGAUUACAAUCAGUGUCAAAUUACACCUUUCUGUCAUCAAAGGCUCGUUUGAAUGCAUUAUCAAAUAGUAUAUGCACUUUUAAUGAUACUGUUCCAUUGUGGCUACAGGAUCCAUUGAAGAUCCAGAAUCGUAAAGUUAAAUAAAAUAUAUGGGCUAUAUCAAGUUAAGGAAAUUCACAGUU